AUGGAUAGUAACUAUUCAGCUAUCCCCAAGAACUCACAUUUAGAAUUGCAAUCACGAUAUGAUUCUGAAAACCCAGCAGUUCCUCCCAAAUCCCAUGUCAAAUUGUCCUCUUUUGAUGAGGAAAGCUUUCUAGAUUCGAAGAAUUUAAAUGGGCAGGAUGGUGGUGAUGACUUUGAUGAUAAUCUUGAUUUUGAUAUUGCUAGUUAUCCCCUUAUUGUUGAGGGGUCUAAACAAGGGUCUGGAAUCUCUGGGGCCGUGUUUAAUCUCACCACUUCUAUCAUUGGGGCUGGGAUUAUGGCUUUGCCUGCUACCAUGAAAGUUCUUGGCUUGGUUUGGGGUUUUAUCUUGAUAAUUUUGAUGGGUAUUUUGUCAGAAAUUAGUGUUGAAUUGUUGGUCAGAUUUUCAGUUUCGUGUAAGGCCUCAUCGUAUGGGGAGGUUGUCCAAUGUGCUUUGGGGAGACCGGCAAGGAUCUUAUCGGAGAUUUGCAUAAUUGUCAACAAUGCAGGCGUGUUGGUGGUGUAUUUGAUAAUUAUGGGUGAUGUUAUGUCUGGUUCACUUCAUCAUAUGGGGGUUUUUGAUCAAUGGUUGGGGCAUGGGGUCUGGGAUCACAGAAUGCUUUUGAUUUUUGCUACGGUGGUGGUUUUUCUAGCACCACUUUGUGCCUUGGAUAAGAUUGAUUCCUUGAGCUUGACUUCAGCUGCAUCUGUAGCUCUUGCAGUUGUGUUUGUUGUGGUUGCUUGUGGCAUUGCGUUUAUUAAGCUUGUUGAAGGGAAAAUCGAGUCUCCAAGGAUGACGCCGGAUUUCGGAUCAAAAAAGGCCAUCUUGGAUUUGCUUGUGGUGAUUCCUAUCAUGACCAAUGCUUAUGUUUGCCACUUUAAUGUUCAACCUAUAUAUAAUGAGCUUGAAGGGCCGUCUCCUCAGAAGAUGAAUCGGGUUGGAAGGAUAACAACUGUUCUUUGCGUUGUGAUCUAUUCUUUGACAGCCAUAGCAGGGUAUCUACUCUUUGGGAAAGAUACAGAAUCUGAUAUUCUGACCAACUUUGAUAGGGACCUUGGAAUCCGUUUCAGCUCAGUGCUAAAUUAUAUUGUCAGGGUUGGAUACAUUUUUCAUUUGCUUCUUGUUUUCCCCGUUGUCCAUUUUUCCUUGAGGCAAACUGUGGAUGCCUUGGUGUUUGAGGGAUCGCCUCCACUCACGGAGAGUAGGAAGAGAUGUUUCAUAUUGACACUGGUCCUGUUGGGACUUAUUUAUUUAGGAUCUACCGUGAUUCCCAACAUUUGGACGGCUUUUAAAUUUACAGGGGCAACAACAGCUGUGUCAUUGGGGUUUAUAUUUCCUUCCCUUAUCGCAUUAAAGUUAGGCCGGAAAGGGGACGGUUUGAGCCUUGUAGAGAAGACUUUGUCAUGGUUGAUGUUAAUAAUGGCAAUAGCCGUCAGCAUUGUUGGAAUAAUUGGCAAUGUUUAUAGUCUCAGAAGCAAAUCUGAAUGA
Prunus armeniaca (apricot) is the source of this 1485-nucleotide messenger RNA. Lineage: Eukaryota; Viridiplantae; Streptophyta; Magnoliopsida; Rosales; Rosaceae. The record is from the annotation of a GenBank genome assembly.